AGGAUGGGGCAGGACUGCGCGGUGUUUCGCUCUGAGUCGGAACUGACUCCACAGCACCUAGCGACACCAACAACUACAUCUCAACCCAAAAGAUGCCCUAGAAACCUCAGGAGGCAGUGAGUCCAUGUUCCCGAGGGAGGACGGGUUCAGAAAAGGAGGCUGGGAAUAGGCACACAGCUCCCUCCCUCACUGCUCUGGCACCGAUGCUGACUCACAGCCAACCUAUGGGGGUCCACGGCUGUAGCUCCUUACGGGAGUAGAAAGCCCAUCUUUCUCCCAAAGAGCAGCUGUUAGUUUCAAACUGCUCACCUUGAGGCUAGCUGCCCAACUUGUAACCACUGUGCGAGCAGGGCCCCGAGCAGUUGCACAAGUAGGAGAGUGUCAUAAUGCCGCCGAGUGCCACACAGAGAAGCUGUUGAAAAGAUGUGGAGCUCUGCUGCGUAUCUUCUCAACCACUGCAACAGAGUGAAAGUGCAAAUAUUACUGCACCCAGCCGCCGACAGCCUUCCCCCACCCAGCCGCCGGGGCCAGCUACAGCGCACCGUCCACUUCCGGGAUGGCCCCCACUGUGGCCGCAGCCUUUCCCCCGGCCACCCCACCACUCCACCCGGUCUCCCCGGUGGGGUACAGCGGGUACCAGCCCCACACCAGCCAAGACUUUGGCUACAACAGCCGGGCCCAAGAGCCCACGCCCAUGGCUAAAGCAGCCUACCAGGACAGUUACAACUAUGGGCCGAUGGCAGCCAGUGGUUACGAAGGCCAUCAGUAUACCCAGCCUGCAGCCAGCCACCCACCACACAGUGCCACCGACUCUCUCUACCAGGCAGGUAUUAAAGAAGGCUACAGCCAGCCUAGUGGAGGCUACAGUCAGACCCAGCCCGGAGGGACACCUCCCAGGUGCACCUAUCCCACCGGCAUGAGUGUCCCACCUGCUGCUUCGGCCCCGGCAGCACCAGCAUACACCCUGACCUCGUGCAGCGUGCCCACUGCCCCCUACCCCGGGUCCAACUACUCGGCCUACGACGGAUCGGCGUAUUCAUCCGCCGGGCAUUAUUAUCCGCCGACACCCACUCCGCAGACGCAGUCCCCGGCGCCCACCCCAUCCGCGCUGCCGCCACCCCCGCCGCCUCCCCCACUCCCGCCCCCCUCCUCGCAGUGGGCUGCUUCUGGGAACAGCCCCCACGCUGGGCCUGCCGCCGCCACCGCCACGAAGCCGUGCAAAGCCAGGAGCGGCCCCAGGCAGUCGCCGCUGCACUACUGCGAGGUCUGCAGGAUCAGCUGUGCGGGGCCCCAGACCUACCGGGACCACCUGGAAGGACAGAAGCACAAGAAGAAGGAGGCAGCUCAGCGGUCAGGCAGCCAGCCUGACGGCAGCCUGAGGAGCGUGCAGGCGCCACUGCGCUGUGGCCUGUGCGCCAUCUCCUGCACUGGGGCAGAUGCCUAUGCAGCCCACAUCCGGGGCGCCAAGCACCAGAAGGUCUACAAGCUGCACACCAAGCUGGGGAUGCCUGUCCCGAGCAUAGAGCCUGUGCCAGCCAGCACCAGCCCAGCCCAGACACCACGUGCUGGCCCGCCUGCGCCCUCCACCCCGGACAGCACCCCUGUGGCCUCUGCCAGGCCUGCCUCCACCCCCAGCCCAGGCGUCCCAUCUGGCAGGCUGCCAGCCAAAAGGCCCUUGACCGUGAAGGGCACAAGCACUGGACCAUCUCAGCCACAGGCGGCCCGAGGCCGGCCCACACAGGCCAUCCCACCCAAAGCAGAGGGCCCAAGCCAGCCGGCUGCUCGCGAUGGCUCCCGGGAGACCAGGGACUGGCGAGAGGCAGAGCCAGUGGGACCCAACUAUGUGGAGGAGGUGAAGAAUGAGGACGGGAGGACGGUCCGCUUUCGCUGCAAGUUGUGCGAGUGCAACUUCAACGACCCCAACGCCAGGGACAUGCACGUGCGGGGCCGGCGGCACCGGCUGCAGUACAAGAAAAAGGUGAACCCCGACCUCCCCCUAGUGUCGAAGGCCGGCAGCGGUGCCCGCAGGCUGCUGGAAGAGAAGCUGCGGAAGCAGAGGCAGAGAGAGCUGGCGCGGCGGCGGCAGGAGACCCAGCGCUGGCUGGCCGAGAUGAGGUGUUUUCGAACUGUUGACCUUCCAGUUAGCAGCCCAACACGUAACCACUACGCCACCAGGGCCUUUCAACUGCUUGUGAAUUACUGCCUAGCUCCACCCACCUUCCACCCCCUCCUCCCACGGAGAGGUCCAGCAGGCAGGGCCAGGCUGGGAGCCCAUAGGCCUGUGGGCUGCAGCCACUCUGGUGCUCGUCACGGACCCCACCCCUCCCUCCUGUCACUCCCCUCCCCUCCCCACCCUUCGAGCAGGUCUAUCCCCAGACUCCAGCUUGCGAAAGAUUGGGUGGUGAUAGGUUUUUGCUGGAGUCAGGCCCGUCUGGUUCCCCUCCACACACAUACACAUCAGCACGUGAUCCUCAUGGGUGGCCAGACUCCACCAGACACCGCAGCCCUGUGUGGGGUGGCAGUAGAAGGCGGGGCGGGGCUGUCCAAAGGACAGGAGUUUGGUGGUUCCGUCUGCCAGGUGACAGCUGUCUGUCCCGUCCUCUGUCCCUGCAGGCACUACCAGAAAGAGUGCUGGCAGAGGCGUAGGGAGGGCUGGCCAUCCUGGGAAGAGCACCCGAGCUGGACCGCCUGGCCUCCGCCCCCGCUCAUGGUCCGGGCCGGGGCCUCCGCCACGCCCCUCCUGUCAGCCCAGCGGCCCGAGUCCAGCAAUGACCGGCAUGUCCUGUGCAGGCACGCGGCCAUCUACCCCACGGAGGCCGAGCUGCUGGCCGUGCAGCAGGCCGUCUCCCACUCGGACAGUGCCAGUCCCGCCUCGCGGGUCCUGAAGGGCGUGAUGCGGGUCGGCCUCCUGGCGAAGGGUCUGCUCCUUCGGGGUGACAGGAUGGUGCGGCUGGCCCUGCUCUGCUCCGAGAAGCCCACAGGCGCCCUGCUGCACAAGAUCACUGAGCAGCUGCCCCGGCAGCUCCUGGUGGUGACACAGGACAGGUACGAGGUCUCUUCGGACAUUGAGGACAUCGUCAUCUCCUCUUGCCAGGAGCCCCGGAUGCGGGUCACGGUGUCUGUCACCUCGCCCGUGAUGCGGGAGGAGCCCUCCACAGACAUAGAAGGAGCAGAGGCGAGGCCUGACCCGGGGGAUGUCUUGAGCCCUGAGCGGUGCCUGGAAUCCCUGGCUGCCCUCCGCCAUGCUAAAUGGUUCCAGGCACGCGCCACCGGCCUGCAGUCCUGUGUGGUAGUUAUCCGGGUGCUCCGAGACCUGUGCCAGCGGGUGCCCACCUGGGGAGCCCUGCCCAACUGGGCGAUGGAGCUAUUGGUGGAGAAGGCGCUGAGCAGUGCUGUGGGGCCCCUGAGCCCCGGGGACGCCAUGAGGAGGGUCCUGGAGUGCGUGGCCACAGGGGCGCUCCUAACAGACGGGCCCGGGCUGCAGGACCCCUGCGAGCGCGACCCGAUGGACGUACUGGACGCCAUGACUGCGCAGGAGCGCGAGGACGUCACCGCCAGCGCACAGAAUGGGCUCCGGGCACCUGUCACCAAUGGCUCUGACCUCAAGAAGAGGAUGACAUGA
Molecule: messenger RNA, 3622 nt
Organism: Echinops telfairi (small Madagascar hedgehog)
Lineage: Eukaryota; Metazoa; Chordata; Mammalia; Afrosoricida; Tenrecidae
Gene: ZFR2
Product: zinc finger RNA binding protein 2
Exons: 20
Coding region: 557-3622 (1021 amino acids)
Cellular component (GO): precatalytic spliceosome
Molecular function (GO): double-stranded RNA binding; single-stranded RNA binding; zinc ion binding
Source: RefSeq, a predicted model, not a curated record